Phytomonas sp. EM1 is the source of this 1367-nucleotide messenger RNA. The record is from the annotation of a GenBank genome assembly. NCBI's taxonomy places the organism in Eukaryota, Euglenozoa, Kinetoplastea, Trypanosomatida, Trypanosomatidae.
AUGGAAAUUGGUGAUGUUGAUAUUUCGAAAAGAAGCUUUCACGUGCAGACGCGUCACUAUUCACUGGCACGGACAAUUCACCAGGAGAGUCGAGUACUUCCUAUACAAAGCAAACCCCUCAAGCAUUACGAAGGCCAUUUGUAUCUUCAGAAAAACCUGGACACUUCAAGCUCUGCCGACAGCGACAUGCCGUGUCGUGUGAGCGGGGCUAGGUUGCCAUUAGGUGUCCAUGUCGUAAGAAUACGAGCGCCUGAUUGUGUAGCAGCUGAAGGAUCUACACAAGAGCUUUACGCCUCCAUAAAAGUUACAGCUUCCAUUCAACAUUCUUUGGGAAGUGAAACUGAGCUGAGACCGUCUACAUCAUCCGUCACGCUUGAGGUCCCGGUGUUAGCGUGUACUAUUUGCGAGGAGGUGUCUGGAUGCCAGCCGAGACUGACCACAGACGACAUAACCUCAACAAUGUUAAGCAGCAUUCUCCAGGGUAGCGGAAUUCCCAAAGGUCUUACUGCAUCUGUUGCAUCGUGUGAGUCGUUGUCUCCGCCGUGUGUAGUAGUGAGUGGGAAAGGGGUAGAUUGCACGAGGAUGCAUGGCGGUGCGCGAAGUAGAGGUGUUGCAACAACGAGAUUCAGACAGCGAUGGGUGUGGUUCAUUGAUCUAACACAGCUUUCGCCGCAAGACAGUACAGUCCUGAUUGACCAAACCACAGGAUGGAUCUUAGUUCCCACGGCAUUAAAAUGCCAAUACGAUACAUUUCCUUUGCACAGUAGCGUCCCAUCAAUAUCGCAGCGCACCACGUGUGAGGCUUUAACUAAAAGAAGGGGUCUUUUUCAUAGUGGUGAGAAAGGCAGUCCCAUCGUGAAGCAACGACGGGUUGUGUUGCUGAAUGACGUAUUGGCGCUUAACCAUUUAAUCCAAAAGACUGAUGCUGAAGGGGGUGGUUGCAUAAGUGCUGAGAUUCCGGUAUUGAGUUUUAAGCUAGUGUCGAUUAAUCUACGCAAACGAUCACAUCGGGGAUAGGGGAGGAGCGUAAAGAGGGAGGUAGCACUCUGUGCUUUGCGCCUAUGCUUUUUUUUCUUUUUAGGGAAGAAAGACUGUUUAAUUAGACAGAAGUUAUGCUAUAGUCAUACGAUGAAUUCAUGACAUGACUCUUCAACGUCAAGGAGAAAGGGAGAUUCCCUUUCAAUUCUCUUUUUGUGCUCUAUAUAAUUUCCUAUUACUUUGCACUCUUUCAAAUGUCUUCUUUUGUGUAUUCAGAUUUAAUGUCUCUGUGGGUUUCCGUAUAGCACCGAGGAGAUCUUUCGGAUCACAUUUCACGGUGGACAUAAUGGCUAAGGGAACGCUCUCUGCAAGAUUUUCGAUUUAUACAA